AUGGUGUUCAAUGACGCAUGGCUGCUAUUUUUCGAUGUGUUUAGUUUUAGAUUCUCUCUCGAGAUUCCGUCACUGUCACCGUUGAUGCUGUGGUGUACUACUGUAUCACUGACGCGACGACUGCGGUAUUAAGAUUAUCCUUUUUCCUAGUUUCUUAUUUUUCUAGGUUGUUGCUGUCGAAAAUGCUGAAAACUCAACAAAACUCUUAGCUCAAACUACUCUCCGAACGAUCCUUGGAACCCACACUUUGACACAAAUCCUCUCAGAACGUGAAUCGAUCUCUCAUCAUAUGCAGGUUUACUUCUCUUUAAGAUUUUACGGAUUGAAAGAUUGAAAAUUUCAAGUUUUAGCUUUGAAAAAUAUUUUUAUACAAAAAGUUCUUGUUUUUUAUCUCUUCAAAUAAUACGGUGAAUAAAUUAUUCCGUAUUUGAAGGUGUUAUAGCCUUUAUGGGAUUUAUGAAAGGUUUUUCUUUAGAUAUCCAAGUUCAAAAUAUUCUACUAGUUGCUGAAAAGAACUGUAAAUAUUUUCAGUUACAGGUUGAUUCGGUUUUCACAAAGAAUGAAAAUUGCACGCGUAGCUCUAGCAACCGCACAGAACGUCAAAACAUAUUUCUUGCUUUUUGUUUGUGUCUUUUUCUCGCAAAGCACUUGGUUGAUCCCUUGAGUGCACCUAAGAAUCAAAGAUUAAAUACAUUGAGUCUUUGGUUCCGAUAUUUAUUGUCCGUUUUACAAAAAAAAAAACCGGCGCAUUGAUGCAGUGGAACCGUUUUUUGUUUCUUCUCGGUAAGAUGAUCUAUCUUUUUUCCAAUCACAUUCCUGUGUUUAAACGUCUUUCUGAGAACAUUUUCACAAUCAAAAUUUGCUAUAUAUAUUUUUUUUACAAGCAUAAUUAAGCGCAAAGAAUAGUUUACAGGUUGCUCUUGACGAAGCCACGGAAUCCUGGGGCGUGAAGGUGGAACGCGUGGAGCUGAAAGACGUGAGGCUCCCGUCGAGUAUGCAGAGAGCAAUGGCCGCCGAAGCCGAGGCCAGCAGAGAAGCCGGAGCCAAGGUACUUCCAUCUCCCACUUACCAAGAAUCGGAUUCUUCCGGGUGUGAAUAAGAGUCAGAUGAAAGUUCUACUCAAAGAAUUAUUAGGUCAAUCAGAAAGUACCGUUAAAACAGUAACUUGAGGAAAGAGUUGAAAAACGUUUCUGAUUUUAUGAAUUCCUUCCAGUAUUUCAGUUCGCGUACCUAAAGCAAUAAUCUAAAAUAGCUCAUAUUUUAUAAAAUUUUAUCCUAUUUGGUCUUCAAUACGAGUUUUUUCCCUUUGAUAAUUUUUGAAAACGAGUUUUUCUCCCUCAGUUACCGAAUGUCUGUUAAUAAAUACACGUUUUCAGUUGAUUGCCGCCAAGGGAGAGUUUGUUGCUUCACAAGCGCUGUCGGACGCCGCCUCCGUCGUGAGUUUUCUUCUUUCCUGAAGAAACCGGAGAAGGUGACCGGAAAAUGAUGAUUAUGUGUUAAGAUUAACAGCGCGCCAGGCGCCAUGCAGCUCCGCUACCUUCAGACUCUCCAAACUAUCAGGUAACCCCGACUUUUUUUUAACUUGCGUGGGUCGAUGGCAACUCACGUUUCACACCUUGUUUAUCGUCAUUUAAUCUUUUGUUUCAGUGCUGAGAAAAACACGACGGUUAUUUUCCCGUUCCCCAUCGAAUUGUUCAGCGGAUUUUUGAACAAGUUUGUGUUUGAAUUUUGUUCUCGCACGCUGAGUUUGACCUCGAUUUCAUGGGAAAUGCGAAUUUUUUCAGAUUGACUGGGGCGGCGCCAUCCUCAUCAAAUACUCAGCUCAACGAAAUUCUCAACCAUCGAGUCUGAAAUAUCCCCUCAUUUGCGCCUUUCAAUGUUUCUAUGAUUGAUUUUUGCUUCCAAAGCAGUAUUUUGCACAAUUUGUAUAAAUCGAAUUUCCCACCAUUACCAAAUAAAUUAUUGAUUCCAAGCUUCAUUUUCUAUUUAUAGUGAACGGUUAUUUUUCUAUUUAACGUACUGCAACAUACAUAACAGUCCUUCCCCCUGGAAGAUUGAUCAGAAUUCAUUUUAGGAUCAUAUGUACAAAAAAAGAAAAAGAUAUUUUACGGCCGAAAAAAGAGAUUUGUGGUGAGAAAUUGGUGGUAACAGCGUGGCCGAAGUGAUCGGAAUUUACAGCCUGCCAAAGAAUAGCUCUCGGCAGGGUCAAACGGAAGCCGAGAAGCCGAGAAGGCCGUUGGAAGUCGUCCAACUCUCCGUUUACUGCGCUGCCGUUCCGCGGGGGUCACCAGACAUCCUCUGCCAGGUGUCCACCGUUUCUUAUUUCAGCUCGCCCAGCUCAUCUUAUCCCCCACACUUUUUCCCCUCUCUCUUUUCCGACGCACUUUUUUGGACUGUUAACGAGUCCAGAUGCGUUCAGACACUCAUCUAAAAACCUCGUUUCAUUUCGUUUCUUGCAUCGUUUUCCUCGCAGCUGCGCGGCUGUCCCGAUCAUAUACUGUAUUUAAACUUUAUUUAUCGUUAGCUGUCGAGAAUUUCACAGAUACGUCUAAGCUUCUUUUUUUCCGAAAAGUCCGCUGUUCACAGAAAAAAUAAAUUUUAUAGUUUUCUAGUUUUUUUUUCGGUAGCGUCUGAAAUCGAAAUCACCAAAUCAAGUUGUGAGAAAACUUUUUUGAGAGAUCUUUUUAAAUUAAUGCACGUUAUAUGUAUAAGAAACAUAGUUCCUUUGAAGGUUAUAAACUUCUCGGUUUUUAUUCUGUUAUUAAAAUUCAUGUUGCAGCCUGAGUUGAAUAUUCUAUUAUUGGUAAACUCUUUUCUUCUGGUAGCUGUUAAAUGUCAGCUUGUUUCGUUGUGAAAAUAGACUUUUCAAAAAAGUCUUCGAAAAAAGUCCAAAGAAAAUCAUCUUUGAAGUUGUGUUUUCUAAAACAUUUAACGACCUCUUCCAGAAAAUUCAUGCAUUUUUCAAUUUCUGACUGACAUUCGCGAGAGAUUUCUGUCAUUUGUAAACUAGGCGAGUUAUCAGCUUGCUAGUUUCUUAUCACAUACUGACCACUUGCUAGCAGAAGUCUAUUGUUUUUUCCCCAUCUUCGCCUCCGAUCUGAAUGUCUCCAAUGUUAACAUUCUGUCGAUGGCUCACCGCCUUAGUCACGAAUGAAGCGCUUUCCUCCCAGACGCUGUACGUUUCGGCCGGGUCGCCGAUGGCACCUUUAUCGCUGUUUUUUUGUUCUCGAAAUAUUGUGAGUGAUAAGCGCUGCCCUCAACUUUCUCAGCAACGUUUGCAGGCUCCUAUUCCCUCUGAAAAGGUCUUCGGCUUAUCGAGCUUCAUUUUUUUUCGAAGAUUUUUCUAGCUUUUAUGAGCUUUUGUUAGGUCUCUUCCAAUCAAAAAUGUAUGGGGCUCCCUUUCAGAAAGAUAUUGUCUCGCUCCAACUGUGAGAUCAUAAGAAAUAAGAGUUGUUGGAAAGCCAAGCCACGCCCCUUCCUCCUAUCUUCUUCACUCUUCACACCCGAUUUCUUACUUCUUUCCACAUUUUUUUUGAGUUCAUCGCAACAAUUCCAAACCCAACUUAUUUUCCAGAAAUGAAACCGAAACUUUUGCUUUCGCUACUACUUUUCCAAGCAGUAAGCAGCGAGUUAUAUCCCAACGGACCGGGGGCCGGGGACAAGGUUUUCUGAAUAAUGGAUUGAGCUUGGAAUAACUUCAUUUGAAGAUUCUUGAUUAUACCGUGGACCAAAAUGCCAUUGUUCUGGAGUCUCCGUUGAUUUUCAUGGGGACUUCGGUGGACGAAAUCUUCCUUUCCCAUAAUGGAAUCAUUGGUCUCGACCUCAAAUUGCCAGGUAAAAAGCCAUGGUUAUUAGAAUAUAUGUGUGGUUCACAGAAAAAAUCGAACCUCUCCAAAAGAUUCGACAUCCAGCCAUCGCUGUUUACUAUGCCCCUGCUUCCGACGGCAACAUAUUUUACAGGUUGAGACGUUAAUCCAUCAUUUUGAUGUGAACUUUAUUUGAAAAUAUUCAAGUUUUCAGGCGAAUGAAAGCUUUUUUUUCUUUUAUUCUGACUGUAUGCUGAAAAUUGAUAUAUGAAAUGUUCUAAUACAUGAUUCGAGUCAAUUAUCACUAUGAGGUUUUUUAUUUUAGUCAUUCAAAGUUUUUUUUUAAGUUUUUGAUUCAAAAGUUUCUCAUAAAGUCUCUUUGCAACUUUUGCGAAACCAAAAAGAUUUACUUUUUUAUUUUUCUUGUAAGCAAUCUCUAUUGGAUGAAAAUUGAGAGAGGUACCAACAAAUAUCUGAUAUUGUUUACAAAGAUAUUUAUAAUCGGGGAAGCUUCAUUUUUUGUUCUCUGUUUUGAUGUGUUCAUACUCAGAAUAACUUCGGAUCCGGCGCUGUUGUCAAAACUGACUCGCGACGUGCAAAACGUCUUCUUCGACGCGACGACCUUCUCAGCGAAAUCGGCGGCGAUCAUCACUUGGAAAGACAUCCGAAAUGCAGAGAAAGACGAGCCGGCCUCCUUCCAACUGGCCAUCGUCUGGGACGCGCAGACCACCUUCACAGUCAUGUACUUCGAAGAGUUGCCUUGGAGUUCCUCCAUGGGCUACUACGCUCAGAGCGGAUUUGUUCAUUCCGAAGGCCAGUUCAUGGCUAACGUCAACUCGGGCGGUCCCGACGUCAGCGAACUCGGAGAGUGGGUCUUCGUUGCUCUUUGUAGCAGCUGAAGAUAUUUUUGCAGAUUGUCGAACAAUCCCUAUGGAAAUUCGUUCAUUUUCCGCGUUUCGAGCCCGAGCAUCGAGCAUCCGCGGGAGGAGGACGAGGAGUACGACUACAAGAACUACGAGAACAAUGCCGAGUACGACAGCGACGAGAAGAAAAAUCGUGAGUUUUACCGUCACUUUCUUCCCGAACAUUUUUCUAAAAAUCUCGAAAAUAAAAAACUUUAGUUUAGUUCUUCUUUUUUCUAUAUUUUUUUUAGCUCGAAGAUAUGUUCAUCAGUUAGCCAACUUAUUUUUUUUGAGAUGCAUUUUCUCUCUAUUUACACCAGAUUCCUCGUUAAAAGGCACGUAAUAUUUCUUUUAACCCUUUUUCCACGUUUCUUCAUUCUCUUUCGUGCCUCUUCUAUUUAUUUUUUUCUGAAUUUCAGUAAUUGGAAAGAAAUAGUACGAAGCCGCGUGUAAUUAAAAAUAUUUGAACAACAAAAUUUCUAAAAUCACCUGUUUUUGCGGUUUCAUGUUGGAUUCCAAGCAAGUUCGUUUUUUUCAAAAAUCUUACCCAUAUAUAUUUGAUUUUUUUGUACAUUUUUUUCAAAAUUUUACAGUACGUCAAAAAUUUAAAAUUUCAUGCGGAAUGUUCCCAUUUACAGAAAUUUCACCCACAAAGUUUCUCUUUUCAUUUUGCUUCAUAAAAAAAUUUAAGAAGGAGAAAAUACAGCGAAGGACUGCCCAAAGGACGUUUAUGCGAACAAUUGUCCAAAAGAAUGCAGCGUGUUGGUUGAUCGUCGCGGCUGCUCCAAGUGCAUCUGUGCCGGUACCAAUUUAUACUCUCGUGGCUUUUUUUCACGCUGAGAGAUCGCAGAAACUCCCGUCGGCGAGAACGAGCUUGGGAACGGAGAUGAGAGCCGGAAAAAUGCAGCUGCGGAGGCUCCAGAUGCGUCCCAACGGCUCGUUGAGCCUGAUUCCCAGUUGAAACCCGUCGCCGGAGGUGAUUUCAUUCGUUGAAAGACUUGAGAGAUUGAUUUAUGUUCAGCCGGAUCCUGCGCUCAGCGGACGGAAGGCGAAUGUCACGCUAAUUCUAUUUGCCAGUAAGUCUUUAUUUUGAACAGACUAAUUGGGGAAAAUGACGAGUGAGAUGACAGUGUCAUUAGAAAGAUUAUGAUUUUUUCCCAGAAGAUUUUAGUUAUCCGAUAUCGAAUUCCCGAUUGAAAAUUGUACGAAAAUUCAUUUGCCUUAAAUACGAAAACUUUUUUAAAUUUGUUUUUUUUUGUUCUUACCGUGCCUCAUAACUCAUACACGCCCAACUAAACUGAUUUUCGUCUCUCAGGUACAUUCAUCAAGAAUAAGGUUUAAAAAAACGGCUAGAUCUCAUUAAAAAAACUUUCGAUUGCACCAUUUUGAUGAAAAAAGACGCAAUAAAAAAAUUUUUUUCCAAGAUUUAUUUUUCAGAAAAAUCUUAUUUUUAUCACCACGAUAUAAAUUCUAUGAAAAUUGGCAGUUAAAAAGCUUUUACUUGGAGAAAAUAUGAAAAAAUUGAUAAUUUUUCAGAGAUUUCGACGUCGGCUACUGUUGUGUCUGCGACACGGGAUACUAUGGAAACGGCCGUGAAUGCCUGGCCAAAGGUCCGGAGACUUUCUUUUGACUUUCCAUGUUUCGGUUCAGGAGAACCCCAACGCAUAUCGGGUAGCUUCGAAGGAGUUAUCAACGGGAUUCCAAUUGAUCGAACUGACCUUCACACUUUCGUGACAGCUACUGACGGUAAUGUGUACACGGCGAUUUCGAAGGUGAUUGGCCCAAUUUUUGGGUCUUAAGCUAGAGAAGUUUCCAGAUACCUUCUGACUUGGGACAUCCUAUGCUGCUCCUCCAAGCUGUUGGCUCCAUCAUGGGAUGGCUCUUCGCCGAGGUCCCCUCUUUCUGAUCUGAGGGAAACUGGAUUGUAUUCAGGUACAGUCUCCGACAGCCUACAACGGCUUCCAAUUGACGGGCGGUCUGUUCAACCGGAGCGUCACCCUUCACAUCGGAAACGGCCAUUCCGUCAGCAUCAAACAGGAGUUCAGUGGUCGCGACAUCUACCACUACUUCAAGUCGCACGUCUACGUCUCCGGGACAGUUCCUGACGUCGCCCCUGGCUCAGAAAUCGUCUUUCCCGACUAUGAAGAAGAAUACCGACGCGAUAGACCUGGUAAUCCUUUUCCUCUUCCCCAUCAGAACAGUACGAUCAGGACACGUGAGCGCAUACACCGGAAUGGACGUCGAGGUGAAGGACGGCUCUUCUAGCGAGAAGAUCCGAAUCACCAUCGAUCAACAGAUUAACUUCGCCGAAUGUCCCCAUAGAACGGUUAGAUUGAAGUCUGGAUUCAUUCGAGUCAUCUCCUUCCUAUUAGUUUGACCGAGACGCGAUUGUCAGCUUACAAGUCAAAAGAGUCCACGUCACUUAUGACUCCACUGAAGGGAUCGUCAGGUGCUUGAUGAGGAAAGAGGCUUUUCAAGAACUAAGUCGCAGAUUUGGCGCCAAAAACUACGUGGCAAGGAAAGGAGCCGCGGCCGUUCAACCUGCGGUUCCGGCGGCUCCACUCUCUCAUCCCAACUUCGAUCGUCGCCAGCACGGACAGCCCCAACAGACUUCCGACCAGCCCAUCGAGAUUCCUAGCGUUCGUUUUUUCGAGAAAAACGAGUUCAAAAAAUACAUUAAGUUCUGAAGGCAACUUGAAGACCAAAUAAUAUGACAUGAAGCUGUAGAAAAUGCAUUUUUUCAAGGAAGAAACAUUGAAAAAUGAAAAAAGAAACCUUCAAAAGGUGAAUGUUACAGGACGACGCGUGUGCUCCUGGCCGCCAUUCCUGUACCCUGCCGCACAUGAAAUGCCGCGUCGUGGACCCUUCGUACCGCUGCGAAUGCCAUCCGGGAUUUCAGGCCAGCCACGACGCCAGUUCCCCCAUCGGCUGGAAAUGCGUCGGUCGGUGUCUUUUUCAUGUAAAAGAUGGGGAGUAAUGAUUGAGAAACUGUGAGAAACCAUGUUCGAAACAAUUCGGUAUCAGAAAAAGACGCAAACUCUCUCACAGUUUUUCAAAGAAGACCAAGAAAGUUUCGGAAACGGAGAGUUUUUCAAUUUUUUUUUGUUCCCUCGUAUAUUGGAUGUUUUUUAAAGUAUGGUCUCGAAAAAAAGUUUGUCUGAAAAGUUGACUUCAAAGAUGGAAAGUAGUGAGUAAAAUGAAAGCUUGAGUAGAAAAUAAAAAGCAGCAUUAGAAUUUCGCGCAAAAUUGAUAAUUUUUUUUUAACCGAAAAACUAUAUUUUGUAAUGCUUGAGUAGAAAAUAAAAACAGAAAAAAAAUUUCUAACUACAAGAAAUUUGUGUUUUAUCCAGAUAUUAACAUCGACCUCUGCUAAAUCAAUGAUAAAUGAUGAUGCGAGUACCGCUUCAAAUCCGCCUUAAUAUUGAAUAAAUUCAAUUUUUUCAUUCAAACCAUGACAGAAAAACAUUACUGUAAGAAAUAUCCAAUAUCAUUCUUUGAGAUUUGGACGAAUGCACGCGCGGGGAUCACAACUGCGACCAACACGCCCGAUGCUCGAACAACGAGGGAUCUUUCACCUGCCAAUGUCUUCCCGGAUACUCCGGCGACGGCCGCACCUGUCUCAGUUUGUUUUUGAGCUUUUCAAUGUAGCUUAUCAUAACUUCCGUCAAAAAUAGGUAUAUAAUCAAUGAAUAAAGGCUGUCUGAAGAAAGGAAAUCAUGAAGAUAUUGGUCCAGGAGAACAGCGAGGACAUGCACCUCAGCCAGCUCAAGCAGUUCAAAUGGAAAACGGAGCCGGAGCAGAUGGAUCCUGCACGAAUCACCGACAGUGUCAUCAGUGGGGAGAGUGUGUCUUCACCUCGGAGAAUCCAACAGGAAAGUGUCGCUGCCGCGGCUGGUACACGGGCGACGGCGUCGAGCACUGUGGUCCUCCCAACGGUUGGAACUUCUCAAGGGACGUCUCGACAGUUGGUUUCAGAGAAGCCCAAGCAGAACGUGAACAUUCCGAAACGUGGAGGCAAACCGUGCGGCUCUUCUGUGUGCGACCUCAAUGCAGAAUGUAUGCCAGAUCCGAGUGGAGGGGUUUUUUUUUUCGAGAAUAUUCUUACCGACUUUUUUGUCGUUUCCAGUCGGAAUGUGUCUGUCGCGCUGGAUUUUCGGGCAACGGACUCACUUGCGAGGCUCUUCUGGAGGAGACCCCCAGGAACCCCGAACCUCAGGCAGCUCUUGGUAAUUCUUCAAAAAAUUCACAGUUAUAGGUGUCAAUCUGAUAACAAAAUUCAUUAGAAUUUUUCAAACAGAAAACCCCAUCUAUAGUGUUAACUGAAGUUGGACUCAAUUAAUCAAAUCAAAUCCAUUUUUUUCUACUUCUAACUACAGAUAAUUAAUGCUGACCGUAUUCUCUAAAUUACGCCUUUUUCCAUUAAGGAUUUUUUUCUUUCAUCUACAUGUUUUUUGAUAUCGUUUUCCAAUUUUUUAUACUUCUUUUCCGUUGAAAUCAUCGCGCCUAGGUGUGACUGCAAAAAAAGGCAUAACUUUUAUGAACUAUUGUGAGAUGAUAUACUGACGAUUUUCAAGCCGCCAGUUUUUGAAGAUUGAAAUGGAGCGUGUUAGAUGCUUCGCCUUCCUUAUUACUUUUCAAAUUCUCAACUUCUACUUUUUGUUCUUUUGGAUUUGGUUGAAACAGAUUUUCAAAAAUGUUCACAAUGCCUAGGGGGCGCAAAGCCCCGCCCCUUCACGCCACCAAAAUGACGGUUUUUUGUUGCAAAAACGGUUUUGAGGCUUUUAUACUAGCUUAAGUCCCGCUUUAAAAAACUAACUGUUUCUGGUUAUCUUCAUAAUCGACAACGCUCUACAAGACUGAAUAUUUUAAAAACUAUGUGUUUUUCAAAAAUAAGCAAAAAAGUAAGAUUCAACACGAAAAAAACUGACAAGUUUCAUAAAAUCGUCGCGUUUCAGAAAACCAAGUGAGGAACGCUUUUAAAUUUUGAGUAUGUUAUAUAUUAACACUGUCUUCAUUUUUUUCGAGUAAAAAAAUUUUUAAAAAAAUCUAACGACGCGAAAAAUUCGAAGCUUGUAAAGUGACACCAAACUUUGAAGCUGAAAUGCGAAAAAAACUUCAGCGACAUGGUAUACUUUUUUUAUUUGAUUUAAAAAAACUCACAAUGUGUUCAAAAAAAUAAAAAAAUUCAGAAUGAAAAAUAAUUAUUGGGACAGCGAAUCAAAUUAUAUUUGAAUUUUAGCAAAACCUCCUUUUUUUCGCCUGCCUCGUUGACGCAUGAGAGAAUAGGAUCGCGUCUAUAUUUAUGAUUAUGUUAUUAAGCGUUCAAAAACUCUAUCAAUGAAAAAAAUUAUGAAAAAUCUAACGACGCGAAAAAAAUAACGACUUUGAAAAACCUCGAAAAAAAUGACAAUUUUUUUGAAAUUUUGGAAGAAUUCGUGCAGGUGCUAGCAGUGUUUGCGUCAAACACACCGAUGCCCCUUUUAAUUGUUGCAGGAGCCGUUUUUCGUAUUCAAAUUGCACUUUUUCCUGUUUCAUUUCGAAAUAACAUUAUUUUUUUCAUCUUUUUCUUUUUUUCCAACCCAAAUGAUAAUAAUUUUUCUGAUUAGAAAGAAAGAAAAAUUAGCUGAAAAUUCUUUCUGACCUUUUUCUAAGUAGUUUUUUGAUAUUUUAUCAAAAAUUCUUAUGAGGAUUGUACAAAAGAUUCAUACCAAAACAUGAAGCUCAACCUCUCAGAACAGAAAACCGAUUUGAAAACGGUUCAAAAAUGCGCAAAAACAUUUAAAAAGAAAGCGUGCGGCAGCGGGUAAACCGUGAGAUUUUGCCUCCAGUUGUACGCCGCGCGCGCUAGUUUUUUGGCCAUAACUUUUUUCUUAGUGAACCUUUUUUCAAAAACUGAACGAGUUAUGAAAAUUGACAGUCUCUUCUAUCGAAUAGUGUGAAAAACAUAUUUUUUGGAUCGUUUUGAAGAAAUGGCUUGCGGUCCCUAACAAUGCCAUGAAAAAAAUUGAAAAAGUAAAAAAUGAACUUUAAAACUCACAUUAUUCAUUGUUCACUUCCUCACAGUCUUCAUAAUUACGUUUCUUUCGAAAUCCAUUUAGAACUAAUGAAAAAUUUUCAAUUUCCUACUUGCUAAUGUUUUUCAGAUUGAAAUUGUUUUUCAAAUCGUAUUACAUUUGGUAUGUCUACUAACAUGGGAAAAUUUUUAUUAGCUGAGUUUUCAGGAAAAGUUUGUCGAUCGCACGAAGAAUGCAGCGAACACGGGAGCUGCGCCUACCAUCCUCACCUGGGCUACUAUCAAUGCUCCUGUCGGGAGCCGUACGUCGGCAACGGAGUCGACUGCACUCUUCCUGGCGCCGCUCCGAUCCCCGGAGGUUUGUUGUCUCCCUCCCCUCGACGUCUCCCCGCUUUUGCACGGCUUUUCCGCUUUAAGCUGAAGCCGUCGGUUGCGACGUCACCAAUGACUGCUCGGAAUUCGCCGACUGCGUCUACGAGAGGACCGACGCCGGCGUCAACUUCAAGUGCGUCUGCAAGGCCGGCUACACUGGCGACGGGAAGUAUUGUAUGCAGUCGCAGCUGGCCAUCGUCGGCCUCGCGCCUCGUAAGCUUCCUUGCAUGGUUGGGCAGAAGUAGAACAACUUUCAAAAAACUAAAAAAAAAUUGAUUUAUCACAAAUGCUUCAAAAGCUGCUGCUUUCGCCCACUCAUAUUUUCUUGCUUUUGCCUUUUCUGUUUUCUUUCCCUCUAUCGCUUUCCUAUCCUCUGUUCCUCUAGCGCCCCAACCUCCCCUCGGCCAGCAGCCUGGCUGUGACCAGCUCCGAAACUGUGGAACCAACGCUCAGUGCGUCUUCGACGAUCACAACAGGUCUUUCAUGUUUUAUGGAAACUCAGUAUCAUCUUUUCCAGGAGAUACAAGUGUGAGUGUCAUCAAGGAUUUACUGGGGACGGCCAGACUUGCGUCGCCCUGGCUUCACCUUCUUCAGCUGGCGCAGAACAGCCGCCGAAGAAGGCGUGCCGAGACCAGUCCGAGUGUCACGCCAACGCUCACUGUGUGAUCGACGAGUUUGGAGCCGGAGAGUACGUCUGCGAAUGUCUGCCUGGAUUUUCUGGUGACGGCGACACGAGUUGCGUUAUCUCUGGUAAGUUGAACUGAAGCAUUCUCGCGAUAAGUACCUGAGUAUAGCUACGCGAUUAUUUCAAGAUUUAAGUAUGACUAAAGAUUUUAAGAACCUGAAUUUGUCUAACUCAGACUCGAAAAAACGCCGACCUGUAAGAAAAUGGUUUUCUCAAACUUACACAUUUGUUCAGUCUUCGGAGAAGAUUCUCUGCUGAAUCACGAAAUAAUUGGAGAGCUGUUGUUGUUUCGCGAAACUUUCAUUGAUCAAUUUUUGGCAGAGUAUUAAACAAUAUUGGAGUUUCCGAUGAUCAGUUUCCGAUGAUCAACUCCACCAUUCUUGAGCUUACUGAAAAGAAAAAAAAUAGUCAAACGUUUCGAACGUUUCUUUUUCUUUUACUUCAAACAUUUUUUUUCGAAAAAAAACUGCUUAUCCGAUUUCAAACAGUUUUCGAAUCCAGAUCAAUGCAACCCAAGUGACCCGAGCUCCUGUCGACAGAAUGCGAAAUGCACAUUCAGCGAUGUCCACAACGCGUUCGCCUGCCAAUGUGUUGAAGGUGCGGCAAAACACGUUCCUUUCCGUUCCAAAGGGAACCUUCAGGCUUCAAAGGCAACGGUCACGACUGCGUUCCUUUCGCUCCUGCGACAACGUGUCGCGAAAGUCCGCGAAUCUGCCACGCUAACGCCCAAUGCGUUUUCCACCAGGAAUCCAACUCUCACAUUUGCCUCUGCAAGCCUGGCUCCGUCGGCGACGGCUACAAAGCCUGUGACGUCGUGGGUAGGGUUUCCCAGGGAUGGAAAGAAUUUGAGAUCAGUUUUGUAGAAGUCCCUCGGUGCAGCAACUGCUCAGCCAAUGCUCAUUGUGCUCAGUCGCUCACUUCCGGCGGAUUCAGUUGCAAAUGCAAUGCGGGAUUCCACGGAAACGGCCAAUUGUGUGUGGCGAUGAGUGAGUCCAUUUAAUACGAUCCAACUGUAGAGAGGACUUGGUCCUCAAAGUAUUUUUCGGAAAAAUGAAGAUUGGUUCAGGAAUUGAGCGUCAUUUCUUAGAGUAAAGCGCUCGAAGCAGAAAAUUAACUCUGGAAUUUUGAAAGUUCUACGCUAGAAGUGCUCAGAAAUCGAGCGGGCUUCAUUUUCUUCAAUAUCAAGACGACGAAAACUUUUUGAGCGAGUUGGAAGAGUCUUUUUGAAAGUUAAGAAUUUUAAUUCAUAGGAAGCUUUUUGAUUCAAACUCAAGUUUCAUCAUUUAUCAAAAAUUAUUUGCAUGUAGAAUCGUUUCUCGGUUCAUGAAGGACUCUUGCAGCGUCGUGUCUGGAUGACAAGUCGCAGUGCGAUUCUCACGCAGACUGCGUUCCAGGCGAGGGCGGCCACUACGUCUGCAACUGCCAUUACGGCUAUCACGGCGACGGUCGAACCUGCUCUCGUGAGAUUUUUCGUCUUCUCAGCCCUCGAACUUCUUUCUAUAGUUUUCAGAAUCGUUUUCAGAAAUCUAUCUUCCUUUGAAGAAAACUGGUCCUUUUUUCCAGUCUUUCCUCCCAACGCUUUCUAUAUUUUUGCUGAGGUUAUACAUGGAUGUGACGUGCUAGUCUUCACCCCGUUCAGUUUCUCCUUUCUCCUUUGUUUUUCUGCUUUUUCACCCAUGCUUGGUUCAUUUCCUCAGUUUCUUCCAAUAGCUUCAUGCAGUUACCCGAGUUAUCUCACCAGAGUUACUUUAGCCGAGUCGUCGGAAUCUAGAAGCGAGACGCUUCUCGUCGCCCGCGGCAUGGCCAUUUUCGAACGAUCUACCAAACCCGAAGUUUUCGGCAAACAAGUUUGUUAUUCUUUUUGUCGAUUUAUUUGAGACUGUUGGAACUUUAGCUUAUCGUCAUUCCUCAUCACAUUCCUGUUGGCAUUGACUUUGACUGUAAGGACAAGAAAAUCGUUUGGAGCGACAUAUCCGGUUUGUAGUUCUACUUAUUUUUCACAUUCAAACCAUCUUCCGUUGUCGGAAAAGAUUACUGAUUUCGUUCAAAUUGAAGGAAUCUUUUUUUUCUCUGAGAAAUUUUGUUAAUAUGAAAAGGGUAAAGGUCAUCGAAAUAAUAAAUUCAAAAUAGUUUCACCAUAGACUGCGGACAAGGGUUGACCCUAUUUUUGUAAGAGUUAAAAACGGCUUGGGAUCCUCAGGUCACUCGAUUCGGACAGCGUCGCUCAACGGAACGGACCACAAGUCGUUCCUGACGCAGGAGUUGAGCAGUCCCGAAGGAAUCGCCGUCGACUGGUCGGCCCGCAACGUCUACUACGCAGACUCCCUCAACGACGAGAUCGGCGUCGCCUCCCUCGACGGCAAGUACAAAAAGGCGUUGAUCACGGAGGGACUCGUCAAUCCACGUUCGCUGGCCAUCGACCUCAACGCCAAGCAUCUCUACUACUCGGACUGGCACCGCGAGAAUCCUUACAUCGGUCGCGUUGAUUUAGAUGGCAGAAACAACAGGCAAGUCUCAACUAUACAAUGAAAAGUCUCUCCGUGAAACCUUGCAUUUUCGAUAUUUGGAACCUGGUUCGGGACUUUUGAGGUGAAGUGAGCGUGGCUCUGCGGUCCUGAGCUUUGAGAAAACAAAAAACUUCUGAAAGUUACAUUGAACCUCCUCGUUUUUGUACUUUAAAGAACUUCUGUACCAGAUCAUUCAUACAAAUUUUUCGAAUUUUUUGAGCCAAUAAUGUUUUUAUCGGCCAUUCAGGGUGUUCCUCAACGAAGACGUGCAUCUUCCGAACGGUUUGACCAUCUUGCCGAACCGCCGAGAACUCUGCUGGGUGGACGCUGGCAGCCAUAAGUGAGAGAAUUCUUCGAAGAGCCACCCACGCCUUCUCUUGCUUCAGAUUGUCUUGCAUUGGCUUCAACGGAGGCGGUCGACGCGUCGUUUUCGCCUCAUUGCAGUAUCCUUUCGGACUGACACACGACAACGAGGCGCGCUUCUACUGGACCGACUGGAAAGAGUGAGUCGCAGCUUCUGAAGUCACAGUAAACCGUUGCCCUCUAUAGUAAUCGCGUUCACUCGGUCGGCGUUUACGGCGAAGGAUAUGGUUCUUUCCAAAUUUCUCUCGGUGGAUCGGGAAAGGUUUUCGGCAUCCUCAGCCUUCCCAAGCACUGCGUUGGAGGUUUGAACACUUAACUCCGAAAAUUAUAAAGCUAGAAGGGCUUCGAACAAAGUCAAAAAACAGCUUUAAAGUGGAAAGUAUGAACUAAGUAUGAAUCGUUCGAAACGAAUUCGCACAGGACAUCAAAAUGGAAUUUUUUUUUUGGUGGAGAUCAAAGGUUCGAUCUUUUCAACUUGUACAGCAAUUAACUUCCGUUCCUUUUUCGGGCUUUCUCGCAAUUCAGACUUGAGCAGAACUUUCUUCUCUCAAAUUGGCAUGAAAAAGAAAAGAUUUAUAUGACGUGUUUUGCAGCGGCGAACGAGUGCGGCACGGACAACGGCGGCUGCAAAUAUCUCUGUCUUCCAAGUCAGCAAGGAGUCCGAUGCGAGUGUCCAGACAACGUCUCCGGCUGCUAG
Caenorhabditis auriculariae is the source of this 15345-nucleotide messenger RNA. Lineage: Eukaryota; Metazoa; Nematoda; Chromadorea; Rhabditida; Rhabditidae. The record is from the annotation of a GenBank genome assembly.